AUGCCGUCCAAUCGGGUUGUAGUCCGACUCGUCCCUGGCUGCUCUGAUGGCGAUCCCCUUCACGUCCCCGCGCCGGGGAUGUACACUCGCGUCGAUCCUCCAACUCUAUAUCUAGAAAAAAUCGGCCGACAAUGGAUGGAAGCUCGCAAAGAGGCUCGGCCAGGGGUCCAGUACAUCCUUGAAGCUCUGCCAUUUGGAUACUCGCUAUGGCAGCGUCCGCGACCCUCCAACCCAGCUCAUGUCGAUCGCUAUCUAUAUGGACAUCCUGGAAAGAAGCCUUUUGACUCUCCAAAUCGCUUCUUCCCACAUUUUGAGUAUAUGAUGGAGAACGACGGGAUCGGCAUGGGUUGUCCGUGCAAGGUUUGCAGCGGCAGCGUAGGCGUCCUUCCCGGAGCUACACCAAAUAGCUCGCGGACGCGAACACCGAGUGUGACCUCGCAGAAGUCUAAUUCGUCCGCACCGAUUUCGAGUCGCCCUUCCAGCUCUCGCAGUGUUCAACCUAGCGCGCUUCCUAGCCUAGCAGCACAGCACAAAAGGCGCCUGAAGAAGAUUACGCCAGGCCUAGAUAAGAGCAACGUCGAUGGUGAGGGAACUCCGGACGUCUAUCGGAAUCUCAUUGACAAGCUCCGCCGAGACCAGCACGUGGAUGAGUCUAUUGAAGAACCGUUAAGUCCAGACUGGAGAGCAGAGCAAGAAUUGCUCCCUAGAUUACUUGAUGAUAUCAAGACGAACGAGCAAUGGGUACCACGCACCGGUGACAUUGUCUUGUAUAUUCGCUACAUACCCGACGGUGUUGAUCUAGUUCGAGACGAAACCGACACGAAAGAAUUCCGACUGUACGAUGAGCGUCGUGAGAACAACCUGGGUGCUCCGCAGUGGGUGGCCGGUCUUGUCACUGAGGCCGCCACUGGUACUACGAUUGCCGACCUUGUCGAUUCUGAUCAGCAACAGAAUGUGUCGAACACAGGCGUGCGGGUUGAGCCAAUUCCAGACCCAAACAACGUGAACAAAUCUCUUUCUAAACAGCACAAGUAUGUACCGCUACGACAAAUACGCCCGUUCGUCCUUUGGGGUGAUCUGUUGCGCCGCAUCCCUCAAGAGAAUUGGCACGUUAGCAUUAAGAAUGCCUUAGCUCUGUCAUCAACGCUCUCUCUUGUGGGUAAGCACCGCUUCCGUGGGACUUGGCCAAACACAAGCAUCUAUUGCCAUGGCAUCUACAUCGGCGCUGAAAUGCUUGGUGUUGGUGACACCGUCCGCCUGUUACCCAACAAGCGCCAGUCUAAGUGCACCGAUGUCUUGAGCAUCAAGUCUAUCCGACUGAAAUGGACCAAUCUCGAAAAAGCGUCCACCAACGACUACGAUGAAGGAAGACCAUACAACUCAGAAGUCUGGAUAUAUGGAUCUGCCUAUACGAGCGACAGCUCACGCGGCAACAAGCUUUGGGUCACCGAGCAAAACGUUGAAGCUCCGCGUGUAGCACUUGAUUAUGCGGAAUGGUUUCCACUACACCCAGCAGACAAGGAACUCGCGAUCCCUUACUCCCGCGUCCUCGGCCGCCUGUACGAGCGGGAUCCCAUGGCAUACUUUCUCAAGUCCGAUUAUGGCGAUUUUCCAACGCUCGAUGUUGGCCGACAAGCUGUAGUAGAAGCCCGGGCUUUUUCACGAAAGCAUGACCACCGCAUAGCGAAAGAGCCUGGUGCUACAUGGUACUGGGGCGACAACCGCGCUGACGCGCUGAACCUGAAGUUUGUCAACGGCCGAGAGGUCUCAAGAUUCGACCCAGACCGCGACGUCAAAGACCUCCGUAGGCAGCUGCGGGUUCUUGAUGGCGUGGCGAAUGGUGAAGCAAAGCCUGCACUGAUCAACGAGAAAGGACUCCGUAGAUUCAUGGCACCAACGUUGCCUUUGAGAUCUAGCGCACCUGAAGUACUAGACGAUUGUGGGAGCAGCCCUUCUACAGUUAGCGACAGUGGUCCCUCCCGGAAACGUACGCACGUUAUCGAUUUGGAGGACGAUCAAGAAGACGAAGACGAAGACGAAGACGAAGACGACAUUGACAACGAGAUCCGGGAACACACUAGGGUCGUCAACGAAGAUCGCGAGCGGCCUGGUAAGAAGCCUAAGGUUAUGGUGGUGGUCGGCUAG
Molecule: messenger RNA, 2145 nt
Organism: Alternaria postmessia
Lineage: Eukaryota; Fungi; Ascomycota; Dothideomycetes; Pleosporales; Pleosporaceae
Exons: 3
Coding region: 1-2145 (714 amino acids)
Biological process (GO): silent mating-type cassette heterochromatin formation
Cellular component (GO): SHREC complex; rDNA heterochromatin
Source: RefSeq, a predicted model, not a curated record